AUGAGCGUCGAGCUUCAGAUCACCUUGAAGCACAGCAGGAAAAACCGCGACGUGUCCGCCAGGCAUCCUCUUUAUUCGCCGGCUCUAAGAGGUCAUGCUAACGUCAGUGCUGGUAUCCUGCUCUCGGAUCCUCCUUUCCAGUUUUUGGACGCAGUUACAGGCUGUUUUUCGUAUAUCUGAAAUUUAAAGCAAGUUCCUGCAGUUUUCUGCCCGCACUCAAGCAACAUGCAUGUUAUAUUUAGUAUCUCCAACAACUACAUUUCCCAGAAGUCAAAGCCACCCAGCGCAUAUUUCGGAAUACACAGUAUAGACUACAAGAACGCUAAAAAAACUCCAAAUAUAUAAUGAAAAAGUACGAUAAGUCGGUUUGAUUCCAGUCAAACGAGUUAGAAAUGUCAGUCUAAUAUAGAGUCAAAGCUAGCCGAGGUUGUCUACGGCGACUACGCUCGACUACCUAGAUGUAAACAAACACGGAUGAUAGGUGGCGCAGUUUUUCAGAAGACGGAGAUGGAGUUGUAUACGGCUGUUCCAGGCUACACUAGCAUAAUCAACGAGAAAAUUUUUAAUUAUGAUUUUUAAUUUAAUUUCGUCACUUUUUGUGCAAAAACGAAGUUCAAUUAUUAUGAACAUGUAAAAAAAAACACAAUUUACCAGCAACCAACUGAUUGAAAUUUCAUGUAAGUCAUAGAGGAUAGGAAAGGAAGUACAAUUAAACUGGAGCGAGUCCGAAAAAGUGACUCAACCUAUUACCAAGAGCUGUCGCUGUUGUUAGCGAAUAAAAUACGAUAUUUUACAGGAGAAAGAUGACAUUGAGUCACGGUACUUUUGAAGAGUUGAUCUGAGAAUAAAUAUCUUUCGUGUGUCUGAUUGUUAAAGUGGAAGUCUGGAGGUAGUUAGCCUAGCCUAGCCUAGCCUACGCUAGCGUAAAAUAGCUAGCCCGGGCCAAUUUAAAAAUGUGACAACAGUGGCAUGUGAGGUGUCGAUCUUCUCGCCUCACACUCAAAAAAGUUGAUUAAUUAAUCAUUUGAUGAGGAAACGCUUGAAUUAAAGGAAACUCCAAGAAAACCAAACUUCAAACUUCAUGGUGAUAGAAUAUGUUUAAAAAAGGAACAGCUUCAAUUUUGCUCAAUAUGACUGCUUUUUAAACAUCAAUACUGCUGUCUGUAUACCUUUAUUGUUAAAUAUCAGAUACUGUCUAUUCAUUCUGCCUUUGUACGGACUUGCUGCAGUUUGGAUAUAAGCUCAGUUACAUAUGUAUAAGCAUGUCAUAACUACAUCUAUUUGAGUAUUAGUGUCAGUGUACAUGAGGCUAUUUACUUCAGUUAUUUACAUACGAUUGAAAAACGUAAAUGCCUAAACGCAGCGUCAAUCUUGUCGUUAUUAGAGUAGUUCUUGAAGAUUAACUUGCUCUGAACAUUUUGCGUAUUUUUUUUAGUCCUGACAGUGAUCCUGUCCGAGCAAGAGCGGGAAAGAGGAUGCCGGCGGACACGCAGCUUUGCAAGGUUUGUAAUAACGAUGCUUGUCAGUACCACAGGCUCUUUCCAAUUAGUGCACAGUGAAAAGGGGGAGGGGCUUAGGACACACCUGUUCGCCCAGGUGCAAAAAAAAAAAAAAAAAAAAAUUGGAAUGAAAGACAACAAACAAAAACAUACAAAUGUACAAUCAGACAACCUGCCCACCCCGCAGAGUGGAGCAGAAUUCAAGCUCCGCACACCCAAACUAAAAACAAAAAAGUUCAACAAAAUAUUUCCAAAAAAGCACAACAUUACGUUUUUUUUUAAUAUCCUACAUCCAGCUUGA
Molecule: messenger RNA, 1800 nt
Organism: Xyrichtys novacula (pearly razorfish)
Lineage: Eukaryota; Metazoa; Chordata; Actinopteri; Labriformes; Labridae
Source: the annotation of a GenBank genome assembly